GUAUCCAUGUGGAUCAUGAUGGGAAGGCAGAUGCAGGAAACCCUCCUCAGACUGCUGUUCAGACGCGACAGGAGGCUGUUGAAAUCACCCGGCUUCCGUUUCUAACCGUGCCGUCUCUGCGUUUUCCUUUACAUAUGUGUGUAAUUCAGAGACGCCGCUUCCACCGGCCUAAAGACUAAAAUGACAGGCCUCUGCCAUGCUGUCCUGUUUUUCCUAUGGUGGGACGUAGCGCUGGCCGUCGUCGUGCCUUCACCAACAAAUGUAAAACUUCACUGCCAUAACUUUGACAACCUGCUGACUUGGAAUUAUGACGAGUUUCCUCCUGGGCUCCAAUUUAAAGUUGAAAUCUUCCCGUAUUCAGAAGACAAAGGCUGUACGGACCCCUUGUGGGUGGAGCCACCAACGCUGGAGGCUAACCUGUCCCAUCUGUCAGAUCCAGAAAAUUCCUACUGGGUCACAGUGAAAGCUGUGAUGGAGAACCAGUCUGAGCCCUUACCGGAUGGUGGCGUCGAAUUCAGCUAUAGUAAAUUAUCCCUAGUGUCCCAGCACUGUUCUGUGGACCUCCCUCCUCUUACUGUCACUCCUCUACCAGACCGCCAAAUCCGAAUCCAGUUCCAGCACCCCUGGGAGUUUUACAAGUCCAAAAUCCAAAGCUGUAAGAAACGGAAGAGGAAAAGGGAACUCCCAACUUUCAAAUACGAUGUUACUGUUGACAAAAAGACGGACACGGUUUACUGUGACGAACGCAUGUGUGAGAAAGAUGUGCACUUAGACCCCCAAGAGAAGAAGCACUGUUUGGAUAUAGACGGCCAGUUCCUGAACACUGAGGUGAAAUCUACAAAUCACUGCGUCCAGCCUCCAAACGAACAGAAACCUUACAUUUACAUCAUUGUAGUAGUCGCUGUUGUUACUGUGGUGGUUGCUAUGGCGAUAUUGGUCAUGGUUUACCGUAAAAAGACUCGACCCUCCACGACUUUGCCUAACAUCCUGAAACGCUUCAUAACGGUGAAGCCGCCGACCAUCCCAGGAGUCCAGGACCCCAUCCACCCGCUGGAGGUGGAGCCCUCCUCGCCCACGCCGCUCAUCUCCCAAACUGACGUGGAGGAUGUAGAGAUCAAAACGCCAAACUACGACUCCCGCAGCUCCCCACUGCCCAUUUACGAAGUGUCCCAGGACAAUGAUGAGGGGCCCUCAGUGGGUGAACGGCCAGCGUACAUGGAGGGCAAGAAGCUGGAGGAAGAUGAGAGCGAUGAGGAGAAAGCGGUGUUCCAGUCAGACUAUGAGAGACGGUCUUUACCGAACAAGAGGGACGUGGAGGAAUAGUGACGCCUACGGAGGACUGAUUUUCCAAACAACAGCUGUUUUUAUGCCAUAAAGCUUACUGAAAGAAUCAGCAUUAACAUUUAGGAUGAAGGCUGACGACCUUCUCCGCUUCAAGAACUGACCAGUUCUGCUUUGCAACAAUAGCUCAAUUCUAGCUGUAAACUGGUGGCUGCAGGCAAACGAUUAGUUCAGUAAUUUGACUAAAAAUGCAUCUUUGCUCCUGAUAAAACGGCUGAAACCUUUACUCCAGACUGAAACUAGGUUAUGAGACCGUCCGUCGUCUUCUUCAGCUGACAGCGCAUUCAUAUUUAUAUAAAUAUUCUGAGAAAACUGCACUUUACUGCACUUAAAAAAACAACUUGUUUGAAUGUUAAUCUCAUUUGUUGCAGACUAAUGUCUUAGAACAAACAGGAAAGAAAUUGACAUUCCUACAUCUCCUGCCAAAAUAUUAUCUUUGCUGCCUCCAAUCAUUAUUCAGAUCUCAAUGCUUCUUUUAAUUAUAUUUUACAUUUCAGAAAGUCCUAUCUAAAUAAGCGGUUGAUUUUUUUGCUUGUUGGUUCUUAACAUUUCUUUAAUCAAAGACAGAUUUCUCUCAUCAAUCUCCACUGUUGUGUUUAGUCACUUUCUGUGUUGCUGUCGUGUGUUUUAUUUUGUUUUUUUUUGUUGCUAUUACUCAAAAGGGAGAUGCUUUUAAUUAAGAAUAAUUGCAAUUAGAAACAGAUUUUCUUCUUAGCUUUAAGAAACGUGAAACUGAACUACUGACAUUUUCUGAUAAGGCCUCACCAGAAAUCAUAACGGCUUAAUUCUUUUAAAAACAGGUCAGUUUAGUGAGUCUACAGUCGUGAUUCCAAACGUGGAGCUAUAAUGCUGCACAUCCAGCUGUAACCCCCGGUUUCUGUCUCUUCUUCUUUGGUUUUUACUGUUUAUAUGAAGCUGUGUGUGAAUCUUCAUCUUGCCGAUUGAAGCAAUUUUAGAAAAUGUGCAAAUUGUUGAUGCUCCAGCAUUCAUUAUUCAUCAAUGUUUGAAAACGCUGAUGUUUUUCACAGAAAGUCGGGCUGUAAAUCUAUACCUGCUGCUUGCUUGUUGACCGCUAAACCUGCUCAAAUGAUAGAAAACCUGUUGAAAGUGUCGUAAGUGAAGGUCUGGAAAGCUCUAGAUUUAAGGUGGAACUGUGGCCUUGGAGUAAAAUGGAAUUUUUCCAGAGCUGCUCAAGUAAAAUGUUGUUUGUCUUUAUUAAUUUUUAAUACCCGACUGUACUGAUAUAAUUUUUUUUUUUUUUUUUGGAGGAUGAAAGCAGCAGGCUGGGGGCUCGUUUUCCAGGAAGUCUGGACUUUUUAUGUGGUGGAAAAAUGAAAACCUAAUUUACUUUCCAAGAUCAAUAAGUGAAAAGGUGAUAAAAGCCAAAUAAUGGACCUUCUGAUGGACCAUGAAAAGAAAUUUCUUCUGACUGAAGCGUUCGUCCUCCACAUGCAUGUUCCAAUAAAACCGGAGUGAAAUCAAAA
Molecule: messenger RNA, 2825 nt
Organism: Oryzias latipes (Japanese medaka)
Lineage: Eukaryota; Metazoa; Chordata; Actinopteri; Beloniformes; Adrianichthyidae
Source: RefSeq, a predicted model, not a curated record